GUGUGAAGCACAGGCAUGCUAUUUAUACAACUUAUAAAACAAACUAUGCAAUCAGAAGCAGUGGUAUUUUGAUAACAGAACCCUCUGGAUCAGAAACUUCUCAUAGUUAUUUUCAUAAGAAAUAUGGUGUAUCUAUAAAUCAUGAUGAUAUUCUUAAAGAAUAUCUUGAUUUACCUGUUAAAGAAAUUAAUAUUCUUGAUUACUGGAAAAAUAAAUCUAAAAAUUUUCAAUGA
Messenger RNA from Racocetra fulgida, 233 nucleotides. Lineage: Eukaryota; Fungi; Glomeromycota; Glomeromycetes; Diversisporales; Gigasporaceae. The record is from the annotation of a GenBank genome assembly.